GCGCCGCGGUGCGCGGGGCAGGGCUGGCCCCGGCGCGGGUGGCCUACCUGGCCUUCCCGGGGGAGCUGCUGCUGCGGAUGCUGCGGAUGGUGAUCCUGCCGCUGGUGGUCUGCAGCCUGGUGUCGGGAGCCGCCAGCCUGGACACCCGCUCGCUCGGCCGCCUGGGCGGCAUCGCCCUCGCCUAUUUCCUCGGCACCACGCUGCUGGCCUCCGGGCUCGCCGUCGCUCUCGGCUUCAUCGUCCGCCCCGGCGCCGGCGCCUCCGGCCUGAACGCCCCCGGGCUGGGGCUGCCGGGGGCCGUGCCCACCAGCAAGGAGACGGUGGACUCUUUCCUCGACCUCAUCAGAAACCUGUUUCCUGCCAAUCUUGUUGCUGCAGCUUUCCGAACGUAUGCGACAGAGUAUAAGUUGGUGCUCAGAAACACUACCUCUGGAAACGUCACGCAAGAAAAGAUCCCUGUUGGUACUGAGAUUGAAGGGAUGAAUAUCCUGGGACUAGUGCUGUUCGCUCUCGUUUUAGGAGUAGCACUGAAAAAGCUUGGCCAGGAAGGGGAAGAUCUGAUUCGCUUCUUUAAUUCAUUCAAUGAGGCAACUAUGGUCUUGGUUUCCUGGAUUAUGUGGUAUGUACCUAUUGGCAUUAUGUUCCUUGUUGGGAGCAAGAUUGUGGAAAUGGAAGAUAUUGUGCUUCUGGUGACCAGUCUGGGAAAAUACAUCUUUGCCUCUAUUUUGGGCCACUUCAUCCAUGGAGGAAUCAUUCUGCCACUUAUUUAUUUUGCAUCCACACGUCAAAAUCCGUAUCGUUUUCUCUUAGGACUUAUCACACCGUUUGCCACUGCUUUUGCCACUUGCUCCAGCUCAGCCACUCUCCCAUCGAUGAUCAAGUGUAUUGAGGAGAACAAUGGAGUCGACAAGAGAAUCAGCAGGUUUAUCCUUCCUAUCGGGGCCACUGUAAACAUGGAUGGAGCUGCUAUUUUUCAGUGCAUGGCAGCUGUGUUUAUUGCUCAGCUGAACAACGUCGACCUCAAUCCUGGGCAAAUCUUCACAAUUCUUGUGACAGCCACAGCAUCCAGCGUGGGCGCAGCCGGGAUCCCCGCCGGAGGAGUCCUCACCAUCGCCAUCAUCUUGGAGGCCAUUGGACUUCCCACCAACGAUCUGUCCUUGAUAUUAGCCGUGGACUGGAUUGUGGACCGAACCACCACAGUUGUGAAUGUGGAAGGGGAUGCCCUAGGAGCAGGCAUCCUUAAUUACCUGAAUGAAAAAGAAAAGAAAGAAAAAGAGCAGGAGCUGAAGGAAGUCAACGUGGAAGCAGUUGCUAACAGCAAGGCUGAAGGGGAAACCUCACCUUUGAGGAAGCUAUCUUGGAAAGAUACCCAGUUGCUGAUGAUUAUGUUCACGGCACUAGGAAGAGGCAGCUCCAGUGUCAUAGCAGCAGCAGCAGCUUCAUUUGCAAAGCAUCCUUCCUGGUAAAGGGACACAGUGAAUUUUGCAAAAAGGCACUCAAAAUGAGAUGUGGCGACCUCUGAGGGAAAACACAGUGAGUGCGUCAUUACUGCCUGUUUAAUUGUGUGCAGCAGGGCUAUGCAAACAAUCCAAGUAGGAAAGGAUUAGUCAGCCCACUGAGAAACUGCAGGUGGAGUUUCUUUUUAACCAUUUUAUUUAUAACUGCGUCCACAACAUGUGGUCAUUCCUUGGCUCAUCUUCAAAAUGGAAGGAGACAAACCAAAUUCUCUAGGGACAUCCUUUCCCCAGUAUUUAUUAUUUCAUUUUUAGCAGAUCAAGACCCACUGAAUCUUUGCAUUUCCUCCCAUUAGAAUCAUCCCAGCUCCUUUUAACUCAGGAAACCAAAAGCGCACUUUGUAACUGACAAUGAAAGUCAACAAAUAAAAGGUGUUUUGAAAAAAUUUGGAGCCUUGAAAAAAAUGGUUCUCAACAAAACUUUUUUUCUUUUUUUUUUUUUCUUUUUUAAUUAACAAGUCUAAGUAUUUUUUUGAAAAAUCUGAGUGCACUAAAACCCCAAACACUUUGAUUUCAAAGCUGUAUAUAGAUGUCUCAAGGAAGCUGAAAAUCAUGACUGUUCUCUAUGGGCUGGGUUCUGUAAGUUGCAUUUUAUCUUUCAUUAGACAUUUAGCUCCUGUGAUCCUCUCCCUCACCAUGAUACAUGCAGCUGGGAUCAGGACAUGAGAGCAAGUGGCACUCAAAUGACAACAAGCAUCAUCACAGCACUAUUUUGGACUAGAACAUUUCUCAUGUUCUCAUUUUUUUCCUCACCCCAAAGCUGUUGUUGCCCACAGGUAAAAGUACUCCCCUUGGCAUGUCCAAGACUGGGCUUCUUCACAGGCAGCACCUUGCCAUUGCUCCUCAUCCUUGCAGCAGUGUGCCAUAAGCUAUGGCACAUUCUCUCUGACAAUAGAUCCCAGGAAACAGUAAAUUAAAGCCAAUACCUCAGCCUUCCUAGUAUUUUUCAAUAGCAAUGGAGAAGCUGAAAUAUUUGCUGAAAAAUGCCUCUCCCAGUCCCCAGCAGCUUACUGCCAUGAUUUGCAUCAAAGUGAAUGACUAGUCCCAUGUAAAACUCGUUAGUGCAGUCAGAUUUAAGGAGGUCAAAUCAUUCUUGUAGCAGGGAUUUAACCAAGGAAAUCUAACACUCCUUCUCCUGGGAACAGGUGCCAUAAUGUUUAUAUGAACCAUGAGUAUUCAAGUCUCAGCCUUCCCAGAAAUCUGUGAUCUUACAGAGGCCUACUUUAGACUUGCAAAGGUGCCAGCUCUUUUGUUGUUUGUGCACAGCAAGAGGGAUCCCAGACUUUUCCAUGGAAGCAGAAAUGCUGAGUAACUACUGCUUUUCCGAACACCUUCUUGGUCUUUUCUGUAUCAUCUGUGUCAGAAAUGAAGUUUCUCGUUUUUCUGUGAUGUUCCCAUUCCUCACAACGGCCAUGUCACAUCUUCUAGGGCUCUCCAUCUGGCUUCAGGUUUUUUGUUUUUGGUUUUGGUUUUUUUUUCCAUACGGUACAAAUGUAAAAGAUCCAGUAUCACACUCUCUCAGACUGUAAAACAUUUGGCACAUUCCAACGCCUGCCCUUGUGAGAACGUGAAUCUUGAUCAAAAGUCCGAUGAGAUAGAGGACUUGCCAUUUAUUUCAAGUUGUCAAGUCUCUAGGUAGGGCCACUGGGAGUAAAAUGAAAGGCCUGCUGAAGGCUGAGCCUUUUAGAUGAUGUCCUUGACCUGCAGUGCAACAUGUUACACUGGGAGCUCCCUGUUUCAGGUCCCCAGGCAGCCUUGCUCCAAGAGGCUAAGACUGAGAAGGUGCUCAGCAGCCAUGCAGGUGGCAGUACCUGCUCUGCUCUCAUCCAGGCACUCCACCCAUCUGUUGCUGGUGUGAUAUUUCACUCCAAUGUCUCUUGACCAGACGUGUUUAUGUUCUUCCAACAUGACUAACUUGGAAACCUUUAGUCUGUUGCUUUUUCUUUCAGGAGGAAAUAAACUCCAUCUAAAAAACACUAAAAAACUCUGUGCCGUGACAUGUGGCUAUGGAUACCAGAAAAGGGAUGGAGGGUGCCAGCACUUGGCUGCUAUUAGGAUAUUUUCAGUAAAGACCCAUUAUUCCCAGGAGCUGAGAUUUAGCUGAGGCUGGUGUGUUGGUAAUUGCACCUUUCUGGUGAUGGCUCUGCUUUGUUUUUCCUUGGCUGCCCUGUCACUGCCUGAGGAGGCAAUGCCCUGAGCUGGAGGUGAGGGGACAGGAUGAGGAGAAGGAAGGUUUCAUAUGUGCUUGCUUUGUUUCUAUACUCUUCCAUGGAUAGUUGCUGUGGCCCGUGCCAGACGAGACCCAGUGUCAACAUUUUUAGACUCAUUCUCCUUUGGUUCCUCCAUAUUUUACAGCAAGAAUAAUGAAAACUGCAGUGUUUGGGCAGUUCCUCUUUCAGUCAAAUCAAAGGUCCUGGUAUGUUUGUAACUGACCACCCUGCUAUAUGUUGUAGGUUAUAUCCUCAAGAGCUUGCAAAAGGUACAAAGCCACCACCUCUUUUUGCAAACAUUUGUGGUGUUGGUCAACAGUCCAGGCUGAAUCUUCACUCUGCUCAUCUGCUAGCACAGUGCAUUUUGGCACCCACUGGAAGGCAUCCUCCUGUUGGAAAUCAUAAUUUUUCCUGACUCUUCCACAGCUGUGAGCUGUGGGCCUCAGGCAGGAAGUCAAAGGACCAAAAGACAAACUCUUACCAAAGGAAAAAUGUUACAUCUUCAUUGCUUUUAACUGGGCUUUGGCAGUUCAUAAUCACUCGCAGACCUGCCUGUAAAGUCUGAUCCUGUGACUGAUGAACAGCACAGAAUUAGGUCACAUAAAUCCUCUCCCUGUGCCUCCUUUUCUGUAAAUGAAGUUCACAGAUACUUACCUGUCUCUCACAGGCAAUAGUGUGGAGGAUAGUGAGUCUCAGUGUUUGGAAAGCACUCCAAAGGCACAGGCCACUAAAUCUUAGAUAAUAAUGAACUUUUCAGAAAUCUGAAAGGAAUUAAAUAAUCCAAGUGUGCAUCAUGAAGUCAGAGUUGUACUGUGCUAGAGUAAGAAUGACUGCGUGACAGAAAGGAGAUCCAGUGUAUGCAUUUGCUGGGAUAACUCACGGGAAGGGGGGGGAGCUGGUGUCAGUGUGAGCUGCAUUUCAAAAAGAUUGAAGUCUUGAUUUAGUCAAGGGGGGCACAGUGCCCUGUUGUAUCUGCCUCUUUCCACCUCCACCUGGGAUGGCAUGAAAGCUUAGGUUUGGGUAAAAUAACAGACCUCACUAUGGAUUCAGCAUCUAAAUUAGCUUUGACAGCUUCGUUUCUGUCUAGUUUCAAUGGAAGAAAGAGCUUUUCACCUAAAAAGCCAAGCUGUCUUGGCAGUAUGAGCAAAAAGGUGGAAGAAGGGAGGGCUGCAGGGUUAGCAUUGCAGAGGACGGGGUAAGCAGGUGGGUAAAGAAGGAAACAUCUUUAUCUUUUCCUGGGCUUUUUGAUACAGGUGGCAUCCAAAAGACCACAGGCACUUGUCCGACAUGUAGCAAUCCCUGCCCACUGACUGGCCAGGAUUUGCAGGGAGAGGCAGACGCUGAGUGCUGGUGUUUCCGAAGCACGCUGUCACUGAGCAACCACGAAGCAUGCAGUGUGCCAGCCUGGAGCUCUGAUAAGCUGCUCCUGGCUGCUAGCCAUGGCCACAGAGAAAUAACGGUACAGUUCUGGAUCAGGGAUUGACCCACAUUCCUCCUCGCAGGAGAGCUAGGACAAACGCUCCUCAGAUAAAUGCACGGUGGCCAUUAUACUCCCAGGACAAAGAAGACCUUGUUAUCUAUGCAAACAUGUUGAUGAAAGCUAUGUUCACUUGCUGCUUCAAUUUCAGGGAGGAGGAAAAAGGGUACAUCAAAUGAUCUGAAACUUUCUCCAGACAUUGGGCAACAUGUUGAGACAGUUGCCAUUUAAAAUAUUAAGUCUGAUGACAAGUGUUCAAGAGUCUUAUUUGGCUUCUGUAGCUCUGUCUUCACAUCUGAACACCGGCUUGGGAAGUUAAUGUUAACAGGGUAUUCAUUCUCCACACGGGGUCUUUACAUACAUUUGUGACCAGCUGGCACCAUUUCACAGCUAUGAAUGCAUGCAGAAAAAGGUGAAAGAAGGCUUUCUUGAGUCAUAUGAAGAACCAUCAAACAGGCUAGGAGCAGACCUUGAAUCCUGAAGCCAAAUUCAUUGUGAGCUAAUAAAUAUCACCUACCUAAAAAAAUAGCACCUGAGGGGUUUAUAAAUAUGCUUGAGUAUUAAUACCAGAGUAUUAAUAGCAUGUCAGUGCAGGAUGAUCACUUCUCUUUUUGGAGGAAUGGAAGGGGAGAAGUGUAGAAGUAGGAGAGUUAACUUCCCUAUGGGAUGGAUUUCAAACAAACAAACAACAAAAAAAAACCAAAACACCACACAAAACCAAAACCCAAACAAACAAAAAUACAAAACAAAACCACCACAAAGAAAAACAUUCUUCUUCAUGGAAGAGUUCACAGUAUGGUUACUAAUCAAAUUCUGUCUCGGCAUCAGCAGCUAUGAAAUCUCAUUUGUAUUUGACCACUGAUAUCAGUGCCAGCAGGAGGUGAAGACUGUGGACAUUUCAGCAGGCCCGCUGCUCUUGAAGUUUUGAUCAAGAAACAUUUAUACUUCCUGAGGCCACAGAUGCUGUUUAAAAGGCAAGCAGGCCCACCAGCAGGAACCAGCAUGAGGAAGUUAACUUUGAGCCAGCCCUGUUGUAAUGCAAAGUUAACAAUGUGGUUUUAAACCACAGAGACCAAGGAAUUUGGUGUUGGAUGUUCCUUAGGAGAGCUUUUGCUUGGUCCUUCUGAUAGCAGCGCUGAGAAAAUAAUAUGCUUCUUUUGCAAGCAUGUAGUUAGUAACUGAAGCUAAGCUGCUCUGCGUAUGGCAUGUCAGUGCAACUUAAGUUAAUUGCAGUUACACGUUGCAGAAAGAAAGUACUGAGGGCAAUCAUCUCUCAAGGAAACUGUUUACACAUGCCUGAAUCCCCUUGGAUUACAUUCCCGCUGAAAGAAUUGUGCUUAACCAUAAAAAAUACUCCAAAUAUUAACUGGUUUGGGUUGUAGUUUUCUUGAUAGCUAGAAGGAGUGGAUGAGUCAGGGCCUUCGCUGGUGUGUGUCAAUGUAAUUUCCUGAGCUUUCAGUGGCCUGUGGAUUUCUGAUGGAGAUGAUACCUUCUUAGCAGCAUAGGCUUUUGGUCUGGUCCUCCCAAGAUGAUUGUGUUUAGUAAGACAGCAAUUAAGGAACAUUUUUUAAACUUAUUAGCUAUAACUAGAGGCAUUUUACGUGCUCACAGCAUCCUUAUGACAUGGUGUCUGCCUCAAGAAAAACAUGUUUUCUAAAUGGCCAGUGUUGAUGCAGCAGCAAAGCUUCCUCAUUUUUUUUGAUCAGUUUUCUUUCUCUGUAUCCCUCUUGCAGAGUCUGCUGCGGCCCUUGGAGUCUGCCAAGGCCCCAGCAGGACCAGGCUCCUAUAGUAAAUAGGUUUGACUUAAAGAUGCUCUAGUCCCAUCUGAGGACAUGGGCUGUCUUGCAUCCUGUUUUGAGGGAUGAAGACAUAGCUUCAACUUUGCAGGAGGGGCUGAGCUGAAGAAAACCCUGCUUCAUUAAAGCAGUACCUCAGUGACAUUUUGCUCUUACUAAGUCAAAUAAUUGUGACCAAGCUACCCCAGCCCUGGCUGCCUCCCUACUUUGCCCCACAAUAGAUUCUCUGUUGACAUAACUUCCCUGGGGACCAGUGUGGCAGUAAUGUGUUUGCCAUCCAUGAAUAUUGCAGUCUUUUAGGAAUUUUGUCUUAUUUAGACUCUGUGUCACUACCCUGGCUACACUUCUGUAAGGCCAUCCACGAAGCACGUGCUGUAUAGGAUGGAGACCAUAUGUAGCACUAAAUAGCUGAGCAUACCUCUGCUAACAGGAGAUGAGCCUCUCUUUCUGACUUGUUUAUGGCAAACUGAGACUGACUCACUCACUGCUUUGUGAGGGUGAAGAUUUUUGUUAGAUUUUGAUUAAUCCCUCUAGAUUCGGGGACAGUGAGAACACUCCUAAGGCACGAGGAGUCUCUGCAGCAGAGGCACACAAUCUGCCUUAUUGUCCUUACAGGUGCCUUGUCCUGGUUCCCUUCAGGACAAAUUCCAAGUUGCUGUUUGGCUUUCAAAUAUAACUAUGCACCAAAGGUGAGAGACUCCAUUUUCCCUGGAGACCAGAGGGAGAACAGGAUGUCCUGGUGUGGGACAGGGACAGUGAGUUUCUUCUCUUUAUCCUGUAAGCUCUCUGCCAGCAAUCCAGCCUCAGAUGCGUGCGUGCGUGUGCUUUUAUUUCUACAUGGACACAAAUUGCUCUAAUUAGGAGGGAGGAUUCUUGUAUUUUUAUAUGCCUAGGCAUUUGAUUAAUUACUUUAAUAAAAUGACAGAUGAACUCUGAAAUUCACUGCCAUCUGCUCCAGUACAAUCCAGUAUCACUGAUACAAAGGUAUCUGCCUUCAGAUAACCUUAGAGUCCAGUGGUUACUCUAAGGCAGAGUAACCACUCCACUGAGUGAGUACGUGUGCCAUAUGGGUGUGUUGAUCCUUGUGAAUGUCUGUAACUGUUCCUGUUUUAAAGCUUUGGGUUUGAUCUGUGUGACUCUGUAUCAGCCUUUUUAUUAUCUACCAAGAACAGAUGUAUGUGCACAUGUGCAAAGAAAAAGACCAUAUUGCUGUGCUUGAGGGUGUGUGACCCUGGGGUAGAUACUACGGAUGUUUACUGUGUAAAGUGCACCCUUUGGCUUAAAAACUCUCCCUGCCUGCCCAGGGAGAAAAGAGUCCUGUGGUUCAGGUUGAGAUGGUUUGUUUUGCUAGGAGGGUGACACAACAGGAUGCUCUCUCUCUUUCCCUUCUGUCAUGGCAAUGUAUAUUUGUUCUCUCUUUGUGUAACUUCUCAAUCUGAAAUAAAAAUCACC
This is a messenger RNA of Apus apus (common swift), 8449 nucleotides long. It is a transcript of the gene SLC1A4, whose product is annotated as solute carrier family 1 member 4. Gene Ontology annotation, cellular component: plasma membrane. Lineage: Eukaryota; Metazoa; Chordata; Aves; Apodiformes; Apodidae. The transcript has 9 exons. The record is from RefSeq and is a predicted model, not a curated record. Bases 78 to 1466 code for a protein of 462 amino acids. Gene Ontology annotation, molecular function: symporter activity; L-alanine transmembrane transporter activity; L-aspartate transmembrane transporter activity. Gene Ontology annotation, biological process: L-glutamate transmembrane transport; L-serine transport.